AUGGCGGAGCCAGAUCACAGUUCAGCUUCUACUUCGGGAUCUUCCACCAAUAGAGACUCUUCAGGUGCAGGCGCUGCUUCAUUGUCUCCUUCUUUGAAUUCAUCACCAGUGAGUGAAGAAGAGGAAACUCAUCAUAAUCAUGAUCAUGAUCCUCAUCGAUCUGGACAGCCAGAACUAGAGCAUCAGAAUUUUGGAUUUGCUUAUCGAGGAAACUUUUCAGCUUUCGAUGAUGCAUCGACAGUUAUUAGUGAUGACACUUGGUCUUGCAUAAUCGUUGUCCUCACUUUUUGGUUCUUCGUCUCAAUGACUCUAAUCCUGGGAGUUUAUGGUGCGGCAAAUGUAAGGCUUGGUCCUAAUGCAUCCAUUCUGAUACGACCCAACCCCUUUUUUGUGCAGACCAUCAAGGUGGAAGAGUUAGAAGGGACAAAACCUGGACCUCAGCUAUAUGGGUUUUAUAAUUCUCCACCUCUUGAUGUAGUAACUACUUGGUCCGAAAGUUAUGGUGUCUCUGUACCAGCUGAUUCUCACAAGGAGUGGAUUCAUUUCCUAAAUGAAGGGUCUCAAAUUAACAUUACAUACAGUGUAAAGUCUCCAAGCUCCUCUGUUUUCCUCAUAAUUGCCCAAGGAAAUGAAGGCCUGGCUCAAUGGCUUGAGGACCCAACAUAUCCCAACACCACCCUAUCAUGGAACGUUAUCCGUGGAAGUGGUGUGAUCCAUCAGUACAUAUACUCAUCUUCAAGUUACUAUGUUGCAGUGGGUAACUUGAACUCAGAGGAGGUGGAGGUGCAAUUAAACCUAGGAAUAAGGGGUUUCCUGUAUAAUACAAGUGAAGCUUAUUACAAGUGUACUUUCAUUCAGGGCCUGUGUAGUUUGAGUGUUUUGUUUCCCAAGGGAAACAAUAUUGUCUUAACCUCUCCGGGUAUGGAACAGAGCACAACCAGUGAGGAUUGGUACGUUAGAGUUUCAUAUGGACCGAGAUGGCUUACAUAUGUUGUUGGCAUAGGUGGAAUGACCUUGCUCAUGUUGGUGGCCUUCAACUUUUUAAACAAAUUCCGAUUUACACGUGAAGAUGGAGCAGGAAUUCGAUAUGGGAAUAUUGAAUCUGCCAGAGCACCUUUGCUUUCAUACAAAGAUGAUGAUCUCUCAAGUUGGGGUUCAUCUUAUGAUUCUGUCUCAAAUGAUGAGCAGGAUCUUGAAGAGUUUCUGGCUACUUCUGGCCUUGAAGGGAAGUCAAUAAGAGAUGGUGAAAACGGUAAUAAUACUCGCCGUCUUUGUGCGAUUUGCUUUGAUGCACCAAGGGACUGUUUCUUCCUCCCAUGUGGGCAUUGUGUAGCUUGUUUUGAAUGUGGAACAAGGAUAGCAGAGGCUGCUGGUACAUGUCCUGUUUGUCGGAGGAAUAUGAAGAAGGUUAGGAAGAUUUUUACGGUGUAAGAGAUAUGCAGCUCUUUGAUAUGCCUGUAGAUUCUAGUUGAAUAACUUGCAGCCAGAUUAUCUUGUCUAUAUCAUUGCCUCUUGUCAAUGUAUAUCAUCUCAAAUUCAUACAUGGUCUAAAAGCAUAGACUUCAGAGGAAUGCCCAUUGUUAUUUUUUUUUUUUUUUUUUUUUUGUUUCCAGGUGGCUUUCCUCUGUGUAAUACCAUUAAUGCACAUUUUUGGAUCUGUAUUUGAAAAGUAAAAUGUAGCUUUAUCUUCUUUGCUUUCA
Messenger RNA from Pistacia vera, 1700 nucleotides. RefSeq names its product E3 ubiquitin-protein ligase APD2. Bases 1 to 1431 code for a protein of 476 amino acids. The record is from RefSeq and is a predicted model, not a curated record. Lineage: Eukaryota; Viridiplantae; Streptophyta; Magnoliopsida; Sapindales; Anacardiaceae. The transcript has 10 exons.